AGCGGCUCGCGGGGUUCGGCUCGGCUGGUUCGGCUCGCACGGCGGGGCGAUGUGUGAGUGCCAUGGCGAGGAGUCUCUGUGCGGGGGCCUGGCUCAGGAAACCCUACUACCUCCAGGCUCGCUUUUCAUACAUGCGGAUGAAAUACCUUUUCUUUUCCUGGCUGGCAGUAUUUAUUGGAAGUUGGAUUAUAUAUGGCCAAUACUCUACUUAUACAGAGCUAUGCAGAGGGCAGGACUGUAAGAAAAUAAUAUGUGAUAAAUAUAAGACCGGAGUCAUUGAUGGACCUGCAUGUAGUAGCCUUUGUGCUAAAGAAACUCUUUAUUUUGGAAAAUGCUUAUCGACUAAACCCAACAACCAGAUGUACUUAGGAGUUUGGGGAAAUCUGCAGGGUGUUGUGAAGUGUCAGAUGGAACAAACCCCUCGCCUUGAUUUCGGAACCGAGUUGGAACCAAGGAAAGAAGUGAUCUUAUUUGAGAAGCCUACUCGGGGAACCACAGUCCAGAAAUUCAAAGAAAUGGUGUACAGCCUCUUUAAAGCAAAGUUGGGUGACCAAGGGAAUCUUUCGGAGUUGGUCAACCUCAUCCUCUCGGUGGCUGAUGGAAACAAAGACGGCCGAGUUUCCUUGCCUGAAGCCAAGUCUGCAUGGGCCCUUCUUCAGCUCAACGAGUUCGUGCUCAUGGUCAUCCUUCAGGACAAAGAGCACACGCCCAAACUGAUGGGCUUUUGUGGAGACCUUUACAUGAUGGAAAGAGUGGACUACACCUCUCUUUAUGGAAUAAGCCUUCCCUGGGUGAUGGAACUUCUCAUUCCCUCUGGUUUCAGGAGAACCAUGGAUCAGUUGUUCACACCCUCAUGGCCUCGGAAGGCCAAAAUAGCCAUAGGACUUCUGGAAUUCGUAGAAGACGUUUUUCAUGGUCCCUACGGAAAUUUCCUCAUGUGUGACAUGAGUGCCAAAAACUUGGGAUAUAACGAUAAAUAUGAUUUGAAAAUGGUGGACAUGAGAAAAAUCGUGCCAGAAAGGAAUCUCAAAGAGCUAAUUAAAGAUCGUCACUGUGAAUCUGACCUGGACUGCGUCUACGGUGCGGAUUGUAGAACUAGCUGUGACCAGAGCAGAAUGAAGUGCUCUUCAGAAGUGAUCCAGCCCAACCUGGCCAAGGCUUGCAGCUUGCUCAAAGACUACCUGCUGCGCGGGGCGCCCUCCGAGAUCCGGGAAGAGCUGGAGAAGCAGCUCCAGUCCUGCGUCGCCCUCACGGUCACUGCAAACCAGAUGGAAAUGGAGCACUCUUUGAUAUUAAAUAACCUAAAGACAUUACUGUGGAAGAAAAUCUCUCAUACAAAUGAUUCCUAGUUAAUCCGUCAGACGUGGGAAACUUGCCACUUUAAGUCAUCCUGACCAUUAAAAAUGAGCACGGCCCAUCAACGUCCCUUUCCAACCCCUUCCCAGAAACUCCACCUCCUAUGCCCAGUCCCCUCUGGCUCCUUAAUCAAGUCGUGGUGGGGCCAGAGUCCGUGCCCUCCAAGCCACUGUUCAGCAGGAGAUGGGGGUCUUUUACUUGUACAGUUUACAAAGAGCUUUUACAUAAAUUCCCACUAAAUUCUUCCAACAAUCCUGUGAGGGAUGCAGGGCAGGAUGAUUCCCAUUUCUUGGCUCAGGAAACUGAGGCUGAGCACCGCUAGUAAGCGGCAGCCAGGACUCUUGCUCCCGGCUUGAGCUUCAGCUCCCAGGCCCUUCAUGGUACCAGAAAAACGAGGACUCUGUGUAUUUCAUCCAGUCAGAGCGAUGUGAAUACAAGAACCUCUGGUCCAUUUCUCAAAGGCACCUAGUUGUUCUUCACUCCUAAUGCUGUGAAAAUCCUCAUUUACAUGUGAAUACUCAUGUUAAUGAAAAUGGUUUUUGCAAGUAAUUUUUUGUUAGCCAAGAGGCCACUGCUGGAAACAUUGUGGCCAAAUCCAAGCUGCUGUUUUAAAAAUUAAUUUAACUUUCACAUAGUUUACUAAUAUUUCAGCAUGGCAGAAUUUGCACAUUAAUGGGAAAUUUAAAUUGCUAAGCAAAUAAAUUAAAUUCCUCUUUGGCAUAAACAGGUAGUGGGGCUUACCUUCAGUUUAUUUACGUUCUUACCUCAUUUAUUCAGAUCUUGAAUGCUCUAUCUAGUAAAUUAUGGAUGUUUCCUCAAAUAGUUCAAACAGAACCCUGGAGGAACUGGAAAUUUCCUAAAAACUCAAGUGACCAAUACACAAUUGCUGUCAUUAGUCUAUUUUCCACAUCAGUCAUUAAAUUAUAAAGCAUUAGAAAUGAAAUAUUUAAAAGGGCACAAGUUAAGACCAUGUCUUAAAAUCAGGCUCUCCCACAAUAAUUCUAAAAGGCAGAGACUAAGGUCUCUUUUCCUCAACAAGCCCUGGGCAUUCAGUAUUUACAGUGAUAUGUCUCCAAACCAGGUACAAGCAGAGUAUCCACAGGGGAGUUAAGUUGUCAUAUUUGAUCUACAGUAGGAAAAAAAAAAAAGGCCAACUGAUCUGUUCAAACAUUUUUAAAAGGUACUGAACCAGUUUUCUUGUUUUUGAAGUGUGGUAGACAUGAAUUAAUCAUGGAAUCUUAAUGGAAGGACCUCUAAAUUAUCAAUGAAAAAACACUAAGGUACAAAAUGUCUCCAAAUGGCAUCCCCUUGGGUCAGUGGGCAUGCACGUUGAGAAAGCCAAUAGCCUUUCCAUAUACGCUCAGGACAAAGGGUUAGCAGCAAAGUGGAUUCCGAGUGCAUUUGACCUGUAUAUACUUUGUUCUGGCAUGUCAUUUCAAACUUUGCACACAAUGACAAUCUUUUUUGAUGUCUCCAUAAAGUAAAACGGCCUACUUUUGGAGGAAGAGCCAAUGUUUGCUGCUGGAAAAGAUUCCAACUGGAAUUGCUUGUGUCCUCCAGCUGUGUCUAACGUACAUGGUGUAACUGGGCGGUGGACUUUACUGAUCAUGGCGUUGUUAUCACAAUACAUUUUUUUGAGUUACAGUUGUACAGUUUAAGGUCCUUUUCCUUUCCACUAAGCAUCUGGUUUCAAUAAAUGGCUGGAAGAAUA
Messenger RNA from Vombatus ursinus (common wombat), 3067 nucleotides. It is a transcript of the gene DIPK1A, whose product is annotated as divergent protein kinase domain 1A. The transcript is spliced from 5 exons. The record is from RefSeq and is a predicted model, not a curated record. The coding region runs from base 63 to 1349 and encodes 428 amino acids. NCBI's taxonomy places the organism in Eukaryota, Metazoa, Chordata, Mammalia, Diprotodontia, Vombatidae.